Prorocentrum cordatum is the source of this 1278-nucleotide messenger RNA. NCBI's taxonomy places the organism in Eukaryota, Dinophyceae, Prorocentrales, Prorocentraceae. The record is from the annotation of a GenBank genome assembly.
AUGGCUUUCUCUUCCGGCGACGUCUCUGCCAUGGUUGCCACUGCGCCGAGCGGGGCCUUCAACAAGGCCAGCGCUGACCAGAUCCGCGAUUGGGUCGACUUCGUGCUGAAUGUCGAGCCCAACGCGGCGGAGAAACACGACCUGUUCUACUACGUGUCGGUGGCUCGCCUCUUGGCGGAAACGAUUGGCAGCACCUCGCUCUCGGAUUUCGAGGAUCCACACAUGCGCGAGAUGAUUAAAGCAGCGAUUGUUGUGAACGAUUUGCCUUACGCCGCAGAGCAGGAUCCAGCAUGGAAAGCCUGGAAGGUUUCGCCGGCACAGGUCGUCUUCGCACUCAAGGUGCAGACCAAGUGCGCCCAAGCUGCACCACCCGCCCGCUCGGCUCCAGAAGCCGACACUGGGUCGAGCGACGUGGCAGGAAUGGGCGAAGCUGUGAAACAGCUCGCAGAACUACAGACCCAGGCGCUCCAGAAGGGCAAGCCGAAGGGACUCAGCUUCAAGCUUCAAAACAGGAUCGUUGAAGUGGGCUUGCAGAAUUUCGAUAAAGACACCCUCCCGUCCGAGGAAAUCUUGGCGAAGUUCGAGGCCGGAGCCAAGAUCGCCAACGACAAGGGCCGGGCUUGGAUCGGCUCUGCAGAAGGCGAAGAUCUCCGCGAUCAUCACCGCCCAGCAUGGAAUCGCACCCCUCUCGUCGACGCGGUCGUGGGCGACGGCUCCUACGAGGAUCGCGUGAGACAGAGUGCGGCCGCCAAGCGCGGAAGCGCUUGGAUCGAUAAGAUCGAUUACGUGAGCUUCGCGACCUUCAUGGGGCAUCUCCACGAGUGGGGUUUCAAGGUGAUCCUCACGAAGGCGCGCAGCAUGGCGGACUUUUUCUCCUACGUGCAUAUUAUGAUCCGCAUCGCUGAGGAGAACGGCGGGGUCAGGACGGCGUUUCAAUACGACGUCCUCCAGCGGAGAGCCACGGCCAAAGCGCUGGAGAGGACGGUGGAUAAGCGCUUCGCGGAGCUCGCUCGUGUAUCUGGCGCGCGCAAGGGUCAGUCCAAGGGCCAGCCCAGGGGCGCCUCCAAGAGCUACGGCGACGGGGGCAGUCAUGCCUCCAGCAGCGCAUCCUCCGGAGGCAAGGGCGGCAAGAGCGCUAAGGGCGACAACAGGCGCGUGCGUUCGCCGCCCGCGCGGCACAAGGGCAGCGCCGGUGGCGGCCAGCAGCAUCGGUCGCGCAGCCCGCGCGCUGGAUGGCAGCAGUCCGGCCAGUGGGACAAGCAGUCCUGGAGCAAGUGA